AUGAAACUGAACAACCAAACUCAGCUUUCAGAAUUUCUUCUCCUAGGAUUCUCAGAAGACCCAGCACUGCAGCCGAUUACAUUCGGGCUGUUCCUCUCCAUGUAUGUGAUCUGUGUCAUUGGGAACCUGCUCAUCAUUCUGGCCAUCCUCUCUGACCCACACCUUCACACGCCCAUGUACUUCUUCCUCGCCAACCUGUCUUUCUCUGACAUCUGCUUCACCACCACCACCAUCCCCAAGAUGCUGGUGAACAUUCAGACUCAGAGCCAAGUCAUAAGCUAUGCAGGCUGCCUCACACAGAUGUUCUUCUUCAUAAUCUUUUCAGCAUUAGAUGACUUUCUUCUGGGUGUGAUGGCUUAUGACCGGUUUGUGGCCAUCUGUCACCCCCUGCACUACACGGUCAUCAUGAAUCCCCAGCUCUGUGUGCAGCUCGUUUUAUUGUGUUGGGCCAUCACUGUCCUGUAUGGCUUGUUAAACAGCUUACUGGUGCUGAGACUGAGCUUCUGCAGCCACCCGGAAAUCCCUCACUUUUUCUGUGAGUUAAAUCAGGUGGUCCACAGAGCCUGUUCUGACACCUUUCUCAAUGACCUCAUAAUGUACUUUGCAGCUGUGCUUUUAGGAGGUGGUCCUCUGGCUGGGAUCCUGUACUCUUACUCUAAGAUCGCCUCCUCCAUCCGUGCCAUCUCGUCAACUCAGGGCAAGUAUAAAGCCUUUUCCACCUGUGCCUCUCAUCUCUUGACCAUCUCCCUAUUUUAUGGCACAAUAAUAGGUGUGUACCUCAGUGCCAGUGCUGCCCCAAGUUCAGCCUCAAUUGCAGCAGCCUCAGUGAUGUACACCGUGGUCACCCCCAUGCUGAACCCCUUCAUCUACAGCCUGAGGAACACAGACAUGAAGAGGGCUCUGAAAAGACUGCUCACUAAUGCCUCCUGGUUCUCUCAGGACUUCCUGCAGAGCCUCCACACAACAGGGCUGCAAGCUCUAGGAAGGAGCCAAGAGCCUGUGACAGGGCUAAAGCCACUGCCCAGACUGACAUAG
Ochotona curzoniae (black-lipped pika) is the source of this 1035-nucleotide messenger RNA. Its product is annotated as olfactory receptor 7A10-like. Bases 1 to 1035 code for a protein of 344 amino acids. Gene Ontology annotation, biological process: G protein-coupled receptor signaling pathway. Gene Ontology annotation, molecular function: olfactory receptor activity; G protein-coupled receptor activity. Gene Ontology annotation, cellular component: membrane. The transcript has 2 exons. NCBI's taxonomy places the organism in Eukaryota, Metazoa, Chordata, Mammalia, Lagomorpha, Ochotonidae. The record is from RefSeq and is a predicted model, not a curated record.